Molecule: messenger RNA, 803 nt
Organism: Hypanus sabinus (Atlantic stingray)
Lineage: Eukaryota; Metazoa; Chordata; Chondrichthyes; Myliobatiformes; Dasyatidae
Product: proline-rich protein 29-like
Exons: 6
Coding region: 76-672 (198 amino acids)
Source: RefSeq, a predicted model, not a curated record
UGGUGAUUCAUGCUGUUUACUUGAAUAUACACAGUAGAAUUUCCCAGUUCAGUGUGGAGUCUGGGUGCGAAGGGAAUGUAUUUUUCAGAGAAUGAUGUCUAUUUCUCUCCAGAGUGGGAGCAGAAGCCUCAGACAGUCCAGAUAAUUCAGCAACAGGUUCCCCAACAUCCAGCGACUAUAAUCCAGCAGCUCCCUGCACCCCAGCAGCCUCAGAUCCCAUUAGACAGGAAUGGACACAUGAAGGAAGAGUUGGUGGAGUUGAUGAUGAUACAGAACGCGCAGAUGCACCAGGUGAUCAUGAACAACAUCACCAUGGCCGCACUCUCCAGCUUCGGGUACAAUACGCAGCCCCAGUCUGCCAAUCAGAAUCCUGUAUUAAUCAGAAUGGAAGAGAGUGAGCCGGACCCAGUUUAUUACCAUCACUAUGAGCUCUGGCAGUACCCUUCGUAUCCCUCUUGGCCAACACUGCCACCUCAGAUGUACCACACGACGAGUCUACAGCAGGAGAACUGGCAGCCAACAGUACGGCACAUCAGCAGGGACGGGCCUUUGAACCCCCGGAGAGAGUUUCAAGCCGUCCCCCCACCACCUCCACCAAGUGCCACAGGGACAGUGGGAGCAGAUGUCCUUCCAGCCUCAGAGUACUACGACAUGGCUGAUGACCAGGUAUGACAGGCCUCUUCAGCUCCAUGAGGAUCGUUCAUUGACCACACAUCCAGCUCAACACCUGACGAAACUCAAAGACCUGGGAGACGACUCUGUUAAUGUCCCAAUAAAUAGGCACUUGGUCAAAGAUAGGCACU